UAGUCGCCUGAUUGCGUGUUUUCUUUGUGCAAAUAUUUGUUGCAUGAGGGAAAUUCAAAACAAAGAGAAUUAUUGACACGAGUAGGUGCAUUUUAUGCACCUGUGUUAUUGCCGAUUCAAAAACGUUAACAAUAUUAAAGAAAUAUUUAUUUCUCGUUCUACCGUAUACGUUUUUACGUGUAUGUAAAAUGACGUCAUUGGGAUAAUGCCGCGCAAAAAUUACAAUCUCUUUAUGCGACACAUGACCAGUGGAUGUUGUGAAUAAAGUGCGAGUAAAAAUGAAUAACACAAAAUUUAGAGAAACUGACAAUAAUAACGCAAUCAUGGAGUCAUCGAUAAUUGACGACUCUGAAGACGAAUCCGACGAAUUAUUCUCAGAUGACGAACAAAAAGAGAUCAAAUGUGAUGCUCUAAUCUUGAAUCGCUUUGAAACACCUAGUGACAGUAUCAUUGUUGACAACAAAACGACAGAUGCAAUUCCAUGUACACCGUUGAGUUUGUUACCUCUUUUAAGCAAGAUAAAUGAACAGUGGAGUAGUGAUUUUGAGACACCACAAGCUCAGCCAGAUAUAAAAUCAAUGACAAGUACAACAGAAAAAAGAGAAGAAACAUCUAAAUAUGAACAGCAUACACCUGAUAUUUCAAUUGUUAAAAGCGUAGACAAAAUUAUGUCUGCUUCUCCCAUUAUUGCUGUAGAAUCUAGAGCAUCACGAAGACGCUCCAAACGUCGUAUAUUUAGAUCUUCUAUAUCGACAGACCCAUUGGUUAUAACCAACAAUGAAGAUAGUACAGUAGAUGUACCAAUAGAAACAUCUAUUUCUAAAAAUAUUAAUUCCGCAGUACAAAAUAGUGCUACAAAUGUUGCGGAACCUAUUUCAUCUGUAGAUAAUAUUCUUGAAGAUUGUGAGUCAGAAGUUUUCAAUAAAAUUGAAAACAUAUGUAAUAAUGAGGAAUUAAAAAAUCUUACAAAUAUUACACCUGACAAUUUGGAUACAUCAACACAAGAAUUUUUUAGAAAUGUUUCGUUCAGUAAUAUAGAUCAGGUAUGCUUGAACACUUUUAAUAAUGAAACAACAGUCAAGUCUACUGUGCAUUGUAACCAGAGGAUCAAGGAUACUGAUAAAGACAGGAAUAAUGAAGAGAAUCAAAAUAUAGGUUUCUUUACUGCUCAUGGUGCUUCAAUUAAUGUCUCAAAGCAAGCUGUAUUUAAAGCGAAGAGACUGUUCGCAGAUGCCUUUGAUAUAGAUGAAACUCAGGCACAGAAUUAUGAAUCAUUUGCCAAAAGAAAUUCUAAUGAACAGACAAAUAAGCAUUUAUCAUCAUCCUAUUCAUUUGUUGAUACUGUUUCUAUCAAUACUACAAAAGAAAUAUUAUCCAAAUCAGAGCGACAAAUUACAGAACAUGACAAAACGCGUAUUACAAAUUGUGAAGAGCCAUUUGUAAAUAAAAGUUCUAUUGAAGAAAUCAAUACAGUUCCUACUUUGUUCUCAACUGCUAGCGGUGCAUCCAUUAACAUCUCAAAGGAAGCAUUAUCUAAAGCAAAAACAUUAUUAGUAGAUGAAAAGGAUAAUGAUAAAUUAAUAAAAUAUUCUGAGAGUCCAUCUACAAAUAAAAGUUCUAUAAAAUCAAAUGAUACAACUUUGACAUUAUUUUCUACGGCUGAUGGUAAGCCUAUUAAUAUCUCAGAAAAAUCAUUAGCCAAAGCAAAAAAGUUAUUAGCGGAUGAAGCAGAAAAGAAAAACGAUAUAUUAAUAAAAUAUCCUGAAAAAUCAUUCAUGGAUGUAAAUUCUAUGGAAUCAAAUAAUAUGACUUCAACAUUAUUUUCCACUGCUGGUGGUAAGCCUAUUAGUAUCUCAGAGAAAUCAUUGGCCAAAGCAAAAAAGUUAUUAGUGGAUGAAUCAGAAAAAGAAAAUGAUAUAUCAAUAAAACAUUCUGAAAAUUCAUUCACAAAUAUGAAUUCUAUGCAACCAAAUGACAUGACUUCAACAUUAUUUUCCACUGCUGGUGGUAAGCCUAUCAAUAUUUCAGAAAAAUCAUUGGUCAAAGCAAAGAAAUUAUUAGCGGAUGAAGCAGAAAACAAAAAUGACAUGUUAAUAAAAUAUCCUGAAAAGUCAUUAACAGAUGUAAAUUCUAUGGAAUCAAAUAAUAUGACUUCAACAUUAUUUUCCACUGCUGAUGGUAAGCCUAUCAAUAUUUCAGAAAAAUCUUUGGCCAAAGCAAAGAAAUUAUUAGCGGAUGAAGCAGAAAAGAAAAAUGAUGUAUCAAUAAAAUAUCCUGAAAAAUCAUUCACAGAUGUAAAUUCUAUGGAAUCAAAUAAUAUGACUUCAACAUUAUUUUCCACUGCUGGUGGUAAGCCUAUCAAUAUCUCAGAGAAAUCAUUGGCCAAAGCAAAAAAGUUAUUAGCAGAUGAAGCAGAAAAGAAAAAUGAUGUAUCAAUAAAAUAUCCUGAAAAAUCAUUCACAGAUGUAAAUUCUAUGGAAUCAAAUAAUAUGACUUCAACAUUAUUUUCCACUGCUGGUGGUAAGUCUAUCAAUAUUUCAGAAAAAUCUUUGGCCAAAGCAAAGAAAUUAUUAGCGGAUGAAGCAGAAAACAAAAAUGACAUGUUAAUAAAAUAUCCUGAAAAAUCAUUCACAGAUGUAAAUUCUAUGGAAUCAAAUAAUAUGACUUCAACAUUAUUUUCCACUGCUGGUGGUAAAUCUAUCAAUAUUUCAGAAAAAUCUUUGGCCAAAGCAAAGAAAUUAUUAGCGGAUGAAGAAAAGAAAAAUGAUAUAUCAAUAAAAUAUCCUGAAAAAUCAUUCACAGAUAUAAAUUCUAUGGAAUCAAAUAAUAUGACUUCAACAUUAUUUUCCACUGCUGGUGGUAAGCCUAUCAAUAUCUCAGAGAAAUCAUUGGCCAAAGCAAAAAAGUUAUUAGCAGAUGAAGCAGAAAAGAAAAAUGAUGUAUCAAUAAAGUAUCCUGAAAAAUCAUUCACAGAUAUAAAUUCUAUGGAAUCAAAUAAUAUGACUUCAACAUUAUUUUCCACUGCUGGUGGUAAGCCUAUCAAUAUCUCAGAGAAAUCAUUGGCCGAAGCAAAAAAGUUAUUAGCAGAUGAAGCAGAAAAGAAAAAUGAUGUAUCAAUAAAAUAUCCUGAAAAAUCAUUCACAGAUAUAAAUUCUAUGGAAUCAAAUAAUAUGACUUCAACAUUAUUUUCCACUGCUGGUGGUAAGUCUAUCAAUAUUUCAGAAAAAUCUUUGGCCAAAGCAAAGAAAUUAUUAGCGGAUGAAGCAGAAAACAAAAAUGACAUGUUAAUAAAAUAUCCUGAAAAGUCAUUAACAGAUGUAAAUUCUAUGGAAUCAAAUAAUAUGACUUCAGCAUUAUUUUCCACUGCUGGUGGUAAGUCUAUCAAUAUUUCAGAAAAAUCUUUGGCCAAAGCAAAAAUAUUAUUUGCAGAACAAUUUGAUACUACUGUUGAAGAACAGAUAAUUUCUAAUAAAAUUGAUGUUUUUGAUAACAAACAAUGUGAUAUAAAUACUUCAAAUAUUAAAUCUUGUACUGCUUCUGACAAAAAAAUUAAAGGAUGCGAUUUAAAAAUUUCAUAUGAUGGCCUUCAUCAUCUAGAAAGCGAUCAAGAGAUAACAGUUUCAAGCAACGCUCUAUUAAAAUCACGAACAUUCUUCUCUGACAACCAUCUGGAGAAUAAUAGUCCUAAUUUAAGAUAUACAUCAUUGCAUAAGAGUAACAACGAUAAUUCAGAUGAGAACACACCCUUGAGCAGGGACUACAUGCCUGAAUCGAAAAAAGCGCGUUUCAGUAACGAACUUCAAGCUAGAAAAUUAUCUUUCGACGACAUGGAUAUAGAUAUGGAUAACGACGAGAACCGAAAUCCGGACAAAAAAAAUUCUGUCUUAAGAUCGGCCGAAAGUGAUGUAGAAUCACUUGAACUGGAUGUGAUGAGUAGUCCUGUUCUAGGAACACAUUCGAGAAAGCGGAAAGAUUUAGGACAUCGAAGGGACAAGUGUGCAUCACGAGCGGAUAGAACAUCGCCUAAUAAAGAAGAAAAUGUAGCAUCACGAGGAGACAUUGCGCACAAAGAUACAUCUUGCAAGAAUACAGAUAUGAACGAAUCAGAUACGGAGAUGCAAAUGGAGAGACAAAAGGAGGAGAACAAUACGGAAUCGAGCGAGUACAGCGAUACUCAGUUAAUGAUGUAUUUCGUCGACGAGUCAGCGAAGAUACUGCAGGAUCGCUUGACGGCCGCGUUGGAGCAAGAGAAGGUCGUCACCUCGAAGAGGAGACACGGAUCGAAGCAAUCGCUCGGCCAUCUGUAUCGUUACAAGCAGGUUCAUUCUAAGGUUCGUUUAUCGUUGAGAGAAAUCAGCAGCGGUGCAUCUCCUGUACCGCUCUCAUAUCAGGAACUCGUUGAUCGACGAAUAUCGCCGAGUAUUCUGGGGAUCACCGCCGCGACAGCCUCGUCGUAUACAUUCCGCUGCUCCGAUUUUUACGGGAACGAAGAAGUGCGGACCAACGUUCGCGGAAUAGAAAUGGAGGACGAGGUGCGCCUGAUUCUGGAUGAGAAUGGUUACGUGGGAAUCUGGGAGUUCCUUCGCGCUUUCCUCGCGAGUUCGGGUGUAGAUCCGAAUCUGGUUCCCGCACGCUGGGUCGAGAAUCAUUACCGCUGGAUCGUAUGGAAAUUGGCGUCGAUGGACAGAAUGAAAUUCGGCUCGGCCAAGUUACCUAGGGCAUUAACACCUUCACGCGUGAUGGCGCAAUUAAAGUACCGAUACGAUCGAGAGAUUGAUCAGUUUCAGCGAUCUGCUAUAAGACGUAUCUUGGAGAAGGACGACGUCGCGUCUAAGAGAAUGAUUUUAUGCGUCUCAUCUAUAGAAGAAACUAAUGUAAAUACGGAGAUAGGGAAGAGUCCGCGUAUAGGAGUGCCAAAAUGGAGAAUAGAAUUAACUGAUGGCUGGUACAGUGUACCUGUUUGUAUCGAUAUAGGAUUGGUGAAGAGCAUAUCAACUGGGAAAGUAAGAGAGGGCACGAAAUUGGUGAUAUCUGGCGCGGAAUUGCUAAAUUGCGAUCAAGGUUUCUAUCCACUGGAGGCACCAGCUUCCGUGUGUUUAAAAUUACACACAAAUUCAACCAGGCGUGCACGAUGGGACGCGAAAUUAGGGUACACACCGUGCUCAGGACCGAUACCCAUCAAAUUACAUAACGUCUGUCCGAACGGCGGUUUAAUUGGAAAAAUGACAAUUAUUGUCGCUAGGGUGUAUCCGACGUUAUAUCACGAGAAAACCGCAUCCGGAGAUUCGAUUAUUCGAAACGCUAAAAGCGAGGCGAAAGCACAAAGCACGUAUGAACAGCAAUGUUUGUCCAAGAUCGAAGUAUUUUAUGCUAACGCGGAGAGAGAUUUUCAAAAACUUUCCGGAGAUAAGUUGGACGAAGAUUACAAAAGCUCGUCUUCACAGAAAUCCGCCUCGAAGAAACGACGCAGCGACGAAUUAUUGCAAGAAUUGCAGCAGGAAAAAGAGACAUUCAUGCAAGACCUACAAUCAAAAUUGCGGAAAAGUUUGCCGGAGCCGCGACAAGUUUCUCAGCUGCUCAAGGUUCGCGUAUGCGACGAAAACGUAAACGCAAUCCUGUCAAUCUGGUCGCCCGGCGAGGAAGUUGUCAAUGCCCUCAGAGAAGGCGCGUGUGUCUCGCUCUAUAACGUCGUCGCUUCUGGAAGGAGAGGAACCGAAUUACAACUCACCGCGCGUCGGUCCUCGAUUUUUAAACCGGUAAAGAUGCACGAUACGUCAUAUCCUACUAGAGUAUACACGUCCUUUUGCGAAAUGGUCAAUUCUGAGUUUGCUCCACCUUACGGAGAAUUCGACACGGUGGGUUUUGUCUGUUCUGUCGGCCCUGCCCCUUAUGGUAUGAAAGAUUUCGAGGUCGUACAUUUGGCGUAUCCGAAAAGGGAUUCGAAUGACUCCUUAUAUCUUUCGAUAUUGUUUUGGCAAGGAAUAGCCGGCUAUGGCUACACAGAUAUUCUUACUGUCGGAUCUAUUGUAGCGUGCAGUAAUUUAGAAUGGCGAAGAGCAACUUCAUGGAAUAUCCCAGCGGCGUAUUGCACGGACAGAACUAUUUUUACGUGCAAUCCUCGUCGAAAUCAUCUUUACGAGGCCUUCGAAAAUUUACAAAAUCUAAUCACGGAUCCAAUUAAGUAUGCUGAAAGGUGUACUUUCGCGCUUAAUGUGGAAUUGCAAAAGAAGUCAACGCCGACGCGUUAUGUGACGAGUAAAAGUACUCCGAUUAAAAUAUAUAAUUCAAUCGCAUCGAGCGUGGACAAAAGAUGCGAUUACACGUCGCCGCUGGCGGCACCGAGAUCAGGAGCCGACAGCAGCCCGAGUUAUGUCGCAUCUAAUCCCUCGAUCCAGAGACGACUCGAGAAACUCCAAUAUUAUGGCGAACCGCCCGAACUGUCUCCUCUCAUGCUCAGAAAAUCCAAGAGGGUUUCUUUGAAUUUCCAAUCCCCCAUACGCCUUUCGUCGGACUCGACGAAAGAUGCCUCGAAUAUUGAUCAGUCCGGGGAUCCAGACUCGUCCGGAGCGUUGAAAAAAAUAUAAUCACAACUUAUUUGUUUUCAUUCUAAUUAUAAGCGACAACUGUAAAAAUUGUUAAUUAUUUUAUUAUAAUUAUAUAAAUAUAAACUA
Messenger RNA from Nylanderia fulva, 6671 nucleotides. RefSeq lists its product as uncharacterized. The record is from RefSeq and is a predicted model, not a curated record. Gene Ontology annotation, cellular component: nucleus. NCBI's taxonomy places the organism in Eukaryota, Metazoa, Arthropoda, Insecta, Hymenoptera, Formicidae. Gene Ontology annotation, biological process: double-strand break repair via homologous recombination; regulation of DNA-templated transcription.